AUGGAUAUCAAUCUUGUUACCGUUAUUAUUGCUAUCACUCAGAUCAAUAUUGAUAUCCUCAUCAACAUCAAACGCCAGGUGGAGGAGGCGACCUUCCGCGGCAGAGAAUUCUUAUGGUGGGACCUGCGUCGCACGGGAGGGCAGCCCCUCGCGUCCCAGCAGGACCAGCUCUCCCUGUCCUUCAAGACCAGGCAUCCUGCGGGAGUCCUGUUCUUCACCGGUGACGGCAAGGACUACGUCAAUGUGGCACUACGCGAGGGCGGUGUCUUAGUGACCCUGGACAUGGGUGGCGACCCCCUCAAGGUCACCGUCAGACCGAACAGUGUCCGCUUCGAUGACAACCAGUGGCAUACGGUCACUGUCCACCGUACUGUCAAGGAGGUGAGUGUCACCGAGGGGCUGAAU
This is a messenger RNA of Penaeus monodon (black tiger shrimp), 405 nucleotides long. Its product is annotated as neurexin-3-like. Lineage: Eukaryota; Metazoa; Arthropoda; Malacostraca; Decapoda; Penaeidae. The record is from RefSeq and is a predicted model, not a curated record. The transcript has 3 exons. The annotation marks the transcript as partial.